UAUGCAAGCUAGAUCACGCGAGCAUGCAAUGGAAGGGAAUGAAGAAGAACUUGGCCUUUUGGCCGAGUUUGGAUCCGACCCGGAUGUUGGUGCCGGACCUCCGCCCCCGGAGGAGGACGCGGAAAUGCGCCACCGCGGCUCCCGGGCCAAGGAUCCGUCCACCUCCAGGGUGCAGAACUGGCAGGAGGAGGAGGGGUCAUCCGCCACACUGCAGAACUUUGGGCACCGCGCUGGCUGGCUGGUUCUGCUUUUGCUGUGCCAGUCCAGCUCUUCCUUCAUUCUUCAGCGUUUCGAGUUUCUCAUUAAGUCGCACCCCACUGUGAUUUACUUUCUGACGAUGCUGGUCGGAGCUGGCGGCAAUGCUGGAGGUCAAAGCACAGUUUUGGUGGUGCGACGUUUGGCGUUGGCAGGGAAGCGGAAUUCUUUGUCCUUUCACCGCAUCGUCGGGUCUGAAAUCCUGGUGGGCGCCAAGUUGGCUAUUGUGCUCUUUGCUGCGGCCUUCCUGCGAUGUGCCAUCUUCAAGGUUUUCGGAGCCGAAUGCAUCGCGAUUUGCUUGUCAAUGUUCGUCAUCGUUUUUACCUCCACAGCGCUUGGAGCGGCUCUGCCGUUGUUUCUGAGCCACCUGGGGUUAGAUCCUGCGCAUGCUGGUGCGACCAUCCAAGUGGUGAUGGAUGUCAGCGGAGUUGCGCUUACGUGUGUGAUAUCCAGUGCUGUGCUUGGCUUCAAGGAGCCUGUGAUUCUUGAGGCGGUGCCAAUCACCGGAUCUAGCCACAAGGUGCUCACACACCCUUCAGGUGCACCUUGAGGGCUCGGCCUUCCCCCACUCAGCGGCAAAGUUCUGCGCUUCGAAAAGGGAAGUGUGACCAAGUCGGUGAGGGCCAACGUGCCCUCGGCAUGUGGUGUCCCAUGCUUGACGCAGGCUGGAAUCCGAA
Effrenium voratum is the source of this 932-nucleotide messenger RNA. The record is from the annotation of a GenBank genome assembly. NCBI's taxonomy places the organism in Eukaryota, Dinophyceae, Suessiales, Symbiodiniaceae.